AUGUCAGUGGAAAUGCACAUUGACGUUAAUCAACAUUUGGGCACGAGCCCCCUUUAUCACUUCUUGCGAAGGAGUAGAAAACAUGGAUCCGUGACCACCUGGGUGGUAGCGGAGCUGCCAAGAGGUCAGCAGCGUUCAGGUACGUUGAGGAUCUUGAAGGCAGUCAUGAGUGGAGGCAAAGAAGAAGGUCAAGACAAAAGAAAUUCCUUAGAGACAUUUGACGGAAGUGAUGCUUCUCUUUAUCGUCGGUGGCGACGCAAAGCAGAGCUGUACCUCAUGGGAUUGCCCACAACAGUCCCAGAAUCUCGAUGGGGUCCUAGACUGUUAGAGCAUGUUGCUGGCGAAGCAGAAGAGGCACUAGAGCAUCUUGAUGUUCACACGAUCACCUCUGACAAGGGGUAUAAGGAAGUCUUCAAGGUGCUCGAUGACAAGUACAAGGAGUUGGACAAGGAUGAGAUGCAGAGAUGUUUGAAGGAGUACUUCUAUGCUGCAACGAUCAAGCCCAACGAGACCUACCGGAAUUUUGUGACCAGGGUGGACACAGCAUAUCGAGGUCUUCAGAGACACAAGAUAGAACUUCCGGAUGAGGUACGUGGUUGGAUUGUGCUUAGAAAGCUAGCUCUCGACAGCACCUCGGAGGCUCUAGUCAUGACUUCGACCAAGGGUUCUCUGAAGUAUGCUGAAGUUGUUCAAGCAUUGAAGGCAGUGUUUCCCAAUGGCAAGGGGAGCAGCAACAUCAAGUCCAAAGACAAGGAUGUUUUCCUGGCCAGCGAGGAAAGGAUGACAGAAGUCGAUGGACAAGCUGGAACACCGGAAGAAGCCUUUUCCGUUGAAGAACCAGCGGAAGUCAUGGAAGUGAUCUCAAAUCAACUUCACGAGGUCUCUGACUAUGAGUCUGAAGAUGCCCUGGAGAUCUUCGAGACAUAUGCCAAUGUUCGCAAAAAGAUGCAGGAAAAGAAGAUGUCACGAGGAUACAAGCCAGUUGGUCGAGGACCAGAACAAUGGAAACUGGAGGGCUCAGUGAGAGGCCGGAUUGAACUCUUGAAACAGAAGACACGCUGUCAUCAUUGCCGUCGCACAGGGCAUUGGAAGAAGGAAUGUCCCUUGAAAGCGCAGAGCUCCAACUCAGGCAAGAAGGUGGCUCCUAAGACAGGAACUUCCCAAGAGGUCAACAUCAUUGAAGAGAUGGUGGACGGGGAGAAGAUCUUUGAGAGCUACAUCCUUGAUGAGUCUGAGAUUCAGAAGCCAGGCCCAGAGACGAUGUCAAAGAAUGACGUGUUGAAUGGUCGCAAAGGCCGGAAGGAUGAAUGGAGCUAUGAUGAGAAGACUAUGUGGCUGACUCGAAAUCACCAGACGGUGAGAAAAGGCAUGUUCACACCACAUGGAGUCCGGGAUAUUCCGGUGGAUGAGAAGAGCUUGACCGGAGAUCGCGUCACAGUCAUGAAGAAUGUGAAGACAGGAGCAGUGGAGGAAAUAUGUGACAACUACCACACUGCAAAAGUGCCACACCAGAAAAUGAACUACCAGUGGACUGGUAUGACCAAGUUCAAGGUUGACGCGAUGAAGGACCACGGCAAGUUGAUCGCCGCGACCCAGGUGGAUCACGAGGAAAUGUUGGUCAAGUACGAGAAGGAUGUUCUCGAAAUAGUGAGUGAGGGGGCGCAGCCGAGUUUUGCCACAAGUGAGCCUGUAGCCGGGCUUGACACCCAUGCAGUUCCCGACACUGCGUGUCGACGCACGCUCAUUGGGGAUUAUGUGCUUUCGCCAUUGCACACCACUGCUUUUGUCAAAGGAGUGCAAAUGUCUGCGCUGGCGCAGCAGCUGAUGCAGACGCUGGACUUCACAGAGGAGAUCACGGUGACAGCGGAACUGCUGGACCGCCUGAGCGAUUGCAGCGAAGACGAACCAGAAGUACCCGUAUCGGGCCAAGAGAUGAUGAAAGCUGGCAAGUACCAGAACAAGAGCACCAUGGCCGAGGCAUACACCACCGACAAGAAGCAUGUGAAGUGGGUGAGGAACAAUGUGAAGGCAGAGACAUCAGGACAAGAGAUGCGCAGGUAUCGCCUGUAUGUGGAAAUGCGGGAUCAAAUGAAGACCAAGCGCAUUGUGGAGAAUCAGGACUACAAGAAGAACUCACAGCAUCCCAUUGUGAAGAAGGGUCUGACCGCAAAGAGUGCAGCGAGUCCCAAGAUGAUUGCCAAGAAAUCCGGGGGCUACAGCAGCACCGAAAUGCCACCAGAAGAAGGUCGUCGACGCGGCAGAGAAGGUUCUGGAUGGAUCAACGAGAUGUCAGGCCACGAGAUGGAAUGGGACGACGAGGUCAAAGAAAUGCUGGCCAACGAAGUCGAUCCCUAUGUCCAGAAACAGUGGGAGGCAAUUGUAGAGUGCCUGGAAUGGACCGACACCAUCAUGCUGGAGAAAAUGAACAAGGUGGCCGAGAUCAUGGGCAUUCAGGAGACAGUGAAGAUGUUUCGCCAUGUUCUGGAGCCCAAGGCUGAAGUAGCCGAAGUGUUUUCAGCGCCACGAGUAAGUGCUGCAGCAGAGGCUGUGGGGUUGAAGUGUGGUCCAACAUAUGAUUUGAUCACUGGAACCGACCUGUCCGAUGAAAAAGAAAGAGCGCGCGUCCGUCAGGAGUUGGCAGUUAGGACACGUUUGGCUCAAGAGUAUCCCCGGAAAAUGGUGAAUGCGUUGCUGACUGGGUUUCUCAGGGAUAGAGAAGAAAGAAGAACUAGUCAUGCAGUUCACUGUGUUUUGGCAAUUGAACAGCUGGACACACGAGAUGAGAAGAAAAUUGCCAUGUUGUUGAAACGGUGUCAUGAGAACUUGGGACAUCCAUCUACUCCACGGUUUGUUGGCAUGUUGAAGAGUUCACGAGCGACAGAGCAGUGCAUCAAGAUUGCGAAGGGAUUGAAGUGUGCUACGUGUGAUCAGUUUCAAGCACAGAAGUCCCAUCAUGUGUCAAAGCCUGCACCGCUCUUGCACUUCAACGACUUGAUUGCUGUGGACACAUUUGAGGUUGAGUUGUCAUGGAGGAAGUUGAAGGUGUUGAACAUAAUUGAUGUUGCAACUCACUUUCAGGUUUGUGUUCCCUUGUGGAAAGGCAUCGAGGUUAAGAGAACCAGGGAGGCGUAUAGGAGGUACUGGAAGAGAUGGGCCGGAGCUCCUAAGAAAGUCCUGUCUGAUGGUGGACCAGAAUUUGGUCAGGAAUGGACUGAUGCUCUGAGCAGGGAUGGCUCAGCACAUGAUGGUCUCUGUUGCAUGUUGAAGCAGCAGAAGCUGUUGAGUCUGCUCUGGAACAAGGAGAAACGAUGCAUCAGCGAGCUCAUAGGUGCGGGGAAUCUUGUUGAGUUAGACCUGAGAGAAAAUCCUCCUGUGCAAGAACAGGAAGAAGGAAACUGGGUACCAGAGGUCAAUCAACAGGUUUCCUCACAGGUUGUUGAUCGACAGCUUGAUGAUGACAAUCUUGAAACCGAUGAUGAACCCAUGGGAGUUGUCAGUGAAAACAUCGGUGAGGAUACCGAGACUACAGUUCCAAAUCAGAAUGAAGCACCUAGAGUGCCAGCACAGGAACUGGUGGAGCCGGCAGUUGACAUGGAGAUGCAUGACAUGAAUCAGCAUGACAUGGACACGCAUGACAUGAAUCAGCAUGACAUGGACACACAUGAUGUAGGUCGACAUGUUGGUCAUGGUCGUGGCAUGAGUGGCGUUGAGCCCGAAAGAGAGAGAGAGAGACCCGAUGCCGAAGAUGUUGACGAUGCACUUGAAGUGCAAGUGUUGAGUGAAAAGCAUGAUCAUGGACAUGGGCAAGUUGGUGUAGGAUUUGAAGAGGUGUUUGUGACAAACAUGAAGAAGCAGAGUCGCAAGGAAAUCAAUCCAAAGACCUUGAGCCCAGAGAAGCUCAAGGAACUUGACUUGGCUAAAGCCAAGGAAUGGUCAAAAAUGAUGAACUCUGGAGCGAUCAAACUGCAUGUAGGAAAAGCUGCUAAGGAGUUGGUUGAAGAGGUAGGAGAAGCGAUGUCCAGAGCUCAAGGCAAGGUGUUGGUUCGAGUUCCAAAAGAUGGCAUUCCUGGAGUGGAAAGCGAUGCCAUUAUUGAACUUGUGAGCUUCCGACAGGAAAGACAGGUGUCAUCAACCUUAGGAGCUGAGCUGUUGACUAUGAGUAGGGCAAUAGCAGAAGCGAAAUGGAUGAGAUCCAUGUGGACUGAGAUUACAUGUCAGAACUACACUCUGGAGUCAGAUGGUUUGAGGUCAUUGAGAACUCCAAUCACGUUGAUGAUUGAUUCGAAACCUGCCUAUGAUCACCUUCAUGGACAGGCCAUGAGCAUCAAAGACAAACGACUGGCGAUAGAGAUGUUGUUAGUCAAGCAAGACGUGGAGAAGGAAAACAUAGAAGCCAGAUGGAUUCCUACAGAUCAAAUGCUGGUAGAUAGUCUUACGAAGGUUGGUGCUCCAAUGUGUCUACUGAGAAGAGUGCUCAAGGAGGGCAGAUUCGUUUUGGUCCAAAACGAAGAGAUGCAGGGAUGGGCUGGCAAGAUAGCGAGGAAGUCUCAGCAUGGCUGA
Molecule: messenger RNA, 4560 nt
Organism: Cladocopium goreaui
Lineage: Eukaryota; Dinophyceae; Suessiales; Symbiodiniaceae
Source: the annotation of a GenBank genome assembly